This is a messenger RNA of Chelmon rostratus (copperband butterflyfish), 3114 nucleotides long. RefSeq names its product potassium intermediate/small conductance calcium-activated channel, subfamily N, member 4 (gene kcnn4). Bases 204 to 1739 code for a protein of 511 amino acids. Gene Ontology annotation, biological process: potassium ion transmembrane transport. Gene Ontology annotation, molecular function: calmodulin binding; small conductance calcium-activated potassium channel activity; intermediate conductance calcium-activated potassium channel activity. The transcript is spliced from 9 exons. The record is from RefSeq and is a predicted model, not a curated record. Gene Ontology annotation, cellular component: plasma membrane; neuronal cell body; neuron projection. NCBI's taxonomy places the organism in Eukaryota, Metazoa, Chordata, Actinopteri, Chaetodontiformes, Chaetodontidae.
AAACAUUAACCCAUGCAAAUGAGCGCGCAGCCUGCUGCCGUGUGCAAACAGGCAAACAGCAUCAGUGCGCGUAAGCACGCCGCGCCGGUUGGUAGGAGUGUUAAGGUGAGGGUGUAGUAGAGGCCAAGUGUUUUUGUGACUCCAGCUACUUCGAUGAGCUACAAACGAGAGAAGGGCCUGGUAGACAGUGCGCCCAUCGGACUAUGCCUCCCCCAACUUGGGAGGAAAGCAAAGGGGAGACCGGACAGGCGGAGGACGGAGCAGCGGAGAGCGAAGACAGGGAGAGAUACGCAGGACGUCUCGUGUGCGCUCUGCAGAUGGAGAUGACAAACUGCAGCCUGCACGGCGACUCCAAAGUGGACUGUGUAAAUAGCGGUGGCUCGAUCAGCCGAAACGGCGGGGACUCUGCAGAAGUAUCCGUGCCACUGUCACAUCGGGCCGCUCUGAUGGAGGGAGACAACCUCUUCAGACUGCGAGACCGAAAGUUUCUAUUAGAGGAUAAAAGGCGCCUUUGCGCGUUGGCUUUGGGCACCGCUGUGCUCGGGAUACUGCUCAUGAUCAUCCACGUCGAGAUGUGCUCCUUCAUUAAUAAACGGAGCCCAAACGUUGCCUUAAUCAUCAACUGUUCCAUCAGCCUGUCCACUGGGUGUCUCCUGGUCCUCAUUAUAGCUUUCCACUAUAAGGACAUCAGGCUGUUCAUCAUUGACCACAACCAGGUGGACUGGCGUAUUGCCAUGACCAGCCAUAGGGUUCUUGUGAUCACUCUGGAGUUGUUAGUCUGUGUCAUCCAUCCUGUUGGCACAUACUUGAAGGUCGGCCUCCAUGUCAACUCCUCCUCCUCAGCGGCACCCUGUAUUUCCAACCACCACAGCGAGGCCCUGAUGGACAUGGAGCUGCUGUUAUCGAUCCUGAUGUUCCUCCGCUUGUACUUGGUGCACAGAACCAUCCUGCUGCACAGCAAAGUGCUGCUGAGCGCCUCCUACAGGAGCAUCGGCUCGCUCAACAACAUCAACUUCACCUUCCGCUUUGUUCUCAAGGUACUGAUGAACAAAUACCCUGGACGCACGUUGCUGGUCUUCAUCCUCUUCUUCUGGCUCACUGCUUCCUGGAUGCUUACUCUGUGUGAGAGGAAGACCCAGGAAUCGACAGGCCACAUGGACACGGCUCUGUGGCUCAUAGCCAUCACCUUCCUCACAGUGGGCUAUGGGGAUGUGGCGCCCCACACCACCUGCGGCAAGGCGAUGUGUCUCUUCAGUGGAGUCAUGGGUGUAGCCUGCACUGCCAUGCUGGUGGCAGUCGUUACCAAGACGCUGGCGUUGAACAAAGGAGAGAAACACGUGCACUUCUUCAUGCUGGACAUCCAGAUCUCUAAAAGGAUCCGCCACGCUGCUGCCAAUGUGCUAAGGGAAUGCUGGCUUCUGCACCGCACAAACCUGACAAAGGGCAACCGCGGUGAGCACCGAAGACACCAGAGAUGCCUUCUGGAAGCCAUCAGAGUAUUUCGGCAUUUACGCCUCAAACAAAGAAAACUGAGAGAUUACGUCAGUGAGAUGGUGGACCUCCCUAAGAUGCAGAUGAUCAUGUGCGACCUCAGUGCCAAUUGGAAUAACUCCUAUCGGGAGCUGGAACAGCGUAUCCUCUCCAUGGAGCAGAAGUUGGACGAGCUCAGUCGCUGCUUCCAACAAACCUCCGAGCUACUUUCUCAUGCCCUACAGCACCGCAACCCAGAGAUCAGGUGACAUGGCUUCAUAUACUUGUUAUGGAGGCAGAUAAUUGUCGUUGGUGGUUUCAUCUACAGUAUCCAUGACCAAGAAGUGGUAAACCCAGAGCUGCUCCAGACCCAUAACAUGCUGAACCACUUGGAGGACUGGCAAAACUACUCAAGAUCUCAUCCUCUGGCCCAGUGCUGAGUGCACUGCACAAUGACCCAUAGUUGAAAAAUUAUACGGACAAAAUAAGACUUCCAUUCACUGUGGGAGAAUCAGUGCAUUUUGAGAAAUCUGUUGUUUUCAGCAGUUGUACAGUAUUUGUGAUGGUGCACAAAGAACUGAAUUAUUCUCAAACAAGGACAGUGGAGAGCCUUGUAAUCCACACUGUCAAAGGCCAGUCCAGGGCUCGCUAACUAUUUCUAAGGUUUCAUUGAUGGACUCCGUCACUGCCUUAUUCCUGUGGAAUAAGAUAUAUAUUUUUACAACUUAAUUUUAUUUUAAAUUUCUUGCAAUGUUUUAUUGUUAGCAUAACCAGUUUUCUAAAAACAAAAAAAACUCUUGCAAAUCCUCUUUUUCAUCAGCAGACUAGCUUGUAAUGCUUUCCUCUAAACCAUCAAGCAAAUUGUAAAAUAAAUGAUGCAUUUUAAUGCUCAACCAAGAGAAGAAACUAAACUUCAGUUCAAGUAUUGUGAGAAGAAAUUCUUUAUUCAAAGUUUAAAUCCUUGGGAUUUUAAGGGAUGUCAAAUGAAAGUCAGAUUAAUGUCUACAUUGAAGGUUGUAAUCAUCAGUUUACACCUGUUCUGAUAACAAUGAAACUUGAGCGUAAGCUGCCAUGUAAACUCCCCUCUUAGUAACACAACAGCCCCCUCUAGUGGAAAUGAAUUAAGUAAACUACAUAAUAUUGAGGACCCUUAAUGUUAAAAUUUUGAAGAUUAUAUAACCACAAAAAAAGUCAUGCUAUUUUUGACCAAAAUACCAAGACCUCAACAAGGUCUCAAUGGAACAUAACAUUUAGAUCAGCUGUAGUUAAAACAAAUCUGAAAAACAGAAGACAAGAGGACUCAAAAACUCCCAUACAAAUCUCACUGUUAAGAAUGCACUUUGUGAGAAAAAUUACCAUAACUGGAUUAACUCUUUCUCUGGAGGAUAAACUGGAGUAUUGAUGUGUUUUAACUUAAUCCAAUAUUGAAAAAAGUUCAUUGUGGGUUCAUUUGAACUCUGGUUUGCUGUCAAAAGAACUUCUGAGGAACUUGUUCUAACCCUGUUUACUAUGUAUCAUUUGCACAUGGUGAAAACAUGUUACCAUCCAGGACAUGCUUAUAAUUAAAAGCCAUUAAGAACAAACAUGUAUGUGAUUUUGCUUUGAUUGUAUCUUGAUAAUACACAAAUUAAAGUGGUGACAAUC